Messenger RNA from Ipomoea nil (Japanese morning glory), 1059 nucleotides. RefSeq lists its product as uncharacterized. The record is from RefSeq and is a predicted model, not a curated record. NCBI's taxonomy places the organism in Eukaryota, Viridiplantae, Streptophyta, Magnoliopsida, Solanales, Convolvulaceae. The transcript has a single exon. The coding region runs from base 1 to 1059 and encodes 352 amino acids.
AUGGCAUCUGAGCCACGGCGUAGCACAUACGCCGCCGCCGUUACCGGCGAGAUGAGUCAGGAAGGGCGAUCAGCAUCGCCGGUCACUCGUUCGCCUGUUCGUGCCUCCAAUACAGUUCUGCAGAGGAAUGCAAGCCACCAGCAAAGAGGAUACUCCAUGGAAGAUCUGGAGAAUCCUUUGUUUUUUAGCAUGAACGAUGGUCCUAAUAUAGUUCUCGUCAGUCCUCCGCUGCUAGGCAGCGCUAAUUACGCCUCCUGGUCAAUUUCAAUGCGUAUAGCUUUAGAAGUAAAAAACAAGUGGUCAAUCGUGGAUGGGAGCACCGCGGCACCAAGCAGAGACAAUCUUCAGUUCGCGGCAUGGAGGCGCUGCAACCUCAUGGUUUGCUCAUGGAUUUUUAAGUCCGUUCAUGCCUUCAUCGCUCAAAGUGUAAUGCACCUAGAUAAAGCCAGAGAUUUUUGGGAAGAUCUACGGCGAAGGUUUUCUCAAUGUGAUGCGCAGAAGAUCUCGGCUCUACAGAACGAGAUCUUCAAUCUCAAGCAGGGCGCUCUCUCUGUUAACGAGUAUUAUACAAAAUGCCGCACGCUAUGGGAGGAAAUGAACGCCUUAAGGCCUAUUCCGGUUUCUAAGUGCAGCUGUGAUCUCGUUGAUGAAAUUAGGAAGGAACGAGACACUGAUCAAAUCAUACGGUUCCUUCAAGGUCUUAAUGACGAUUUCAACAGUUUCAAAUCAAAUGUUCUGAUUCUCGAUCCUCUUCCUGAAGUCUACAAAGUUUUUGUCAUGGCCGAGAAGCUAGAGAGGCAGUCUGCCUUGGCCAAUAUGACAUUAGGAAGCUUUGAAACUAGUCAAGCCAAUGUUGUGCACAAUGAACAAGAGAUGAUCGCAGCGAUGAAUUCCUAUUCUGGCAAACGAAGUGGUAACCUAAACAAAGGUGCUAAAUGCACUUAUUGCGGGAUGAAUGGUCAUACAGUUGAUAAGUGUUUCAAAAAACACGGCUAUCCCCCGGGAUGGAUUCUGGAACUUCAGAGACUCCUCUUCCAGCAAACACUUUUGAUCAAUUAG